GCUAAUAACAAAGGCGACAGUGCAUCGUCACUCCCCCUCCAUCCAUGCAUGGUCACUGCUGCACUCACACCAGCAGUGUCGUCGCAGCAACUAAUUAACCCCGACGUCGUGAUGCCUUCUCCAAGUUUUAAUUUCUUCGGAAAGCGAAAGCGGAGACGGGCCGGCCGGGGGAGCAUACACCAUGCAUGAGCAAUCGAGCAUCAUCAUCCGCCACCGCCACCGCCACCGCCACCGCGGCCGAUCCAUCCCUUUUGCCUCUUUCCCGAUGCGCCGCCCGCCCGGCUUUUAGUUUUAGAGUUUCCCCGACGCUUUGGAGAUCCAUGCAUGGCCGAUCCACACCACACCGCUCUGCUCCUUCUUUAGCCUCGCGAAAGCCACACAUAUAACGGCCCCCCACUUCUGCCUGCUGCUGCACAGGGAGUACAGUGACAGGGCAGCGCCGGCGGCAGCAGCCAUGGCGCGCAGCAAGGACAGAGUGCCGCUCGUCAGUGCCGGCUUCGCGGUGGCGUCGCUGCUGCUCCUGCUCUGCGCCACUCGCUGCGAAGCGAGGGCCAUGGCGGUGAGGCGGCUGCGGAGCACGAGCAGGAGCAGCAGCAGCCCGCUGCUGAACGCGCUGUUCAAGCUCAACUUCAUACGGACGGUGGAGCCACCGCGCCGGCUGCCCACUCCGACCGCCGACGCGGCGGACGCCGCGAGCCUCGCCGCGGGCGACACCACCAACUCGCCGUUCUGCGUCAACCCACCGGACGCGCCUCCGUCCACGUCGUCCACGCCCUUCACGCCUUCGUUCCCGGGCCUGACGCCGCCGCUGCCGCCGAUCACCCCCGUUCCGCCGUCAUUCGAGCCCAGCCCGCCGGAGAACGGUGCCCCGAGUGGAGGCCAGGGACAGGGUGGUGGUCAAGGACAGGGCGGAGGUCAAGGCCAGGGCGGAGGUCAAGGCCAAGGUGGAGGUGGUGGAGAUCAAGGCCAGGGAGGUGGUCAAGGCCAGGGCGGAGGUCAAGGCCAGGGCGGAGGUGGUGGAGAUCAAGGCCAGGGUGGAGGUGGUGGAGAUCAAGGCCAGGGCGGAGGUCAAGGCCAGGGUGGAGGUGGCGGAGAUCAAGGCCAGGGUGGAGGUCAAGGCCAGGGUGGAGGUGGUGGAGAUCAAGGCCAGGGAGGUGGUCAAGGCCAGGGAGGCGGAGGUCAAGGCCAGGAAGGCCCACCGGCAUCCACGACGCCGAACUCGCCGCCGCAGGUCGGUCCGGGCACGCCGUUCGGAUCGGUGCCGCCGAGCCCCAUCGUAGUGGUGCCGAGCCCGCCAGGAUUCGGCCCUGGUCCCGGCUCCGGGUCCGGCUCAGGCGGCGGCGGCUCGGGUUCCGGCGGCGGCGGUAGCGGUGGCGGUGGUGGUGGCGGCGGCGGCGGCCCGUUCCAGCCGCCGAUCGUGUACCCACCUCCGCUGGCGCCGCCGAUGCCGCCGGGCGCCGGGCAGACGCUGUGGUGCGUGGCCAAGCCCACGGUGCCGGACCCCAUCAUCCAGGAGGCCAUGGACUACGCGUGCGGCUCCGGCGCCGAGUGCGACUCCAUCCUGCCCAGCGGCGCGUGCUACCGCCCCAACACCGUGCUCGCGCACGCCUCCUUCGCGUUCAACAGCUACUGGCAGCAGGCCAAGGCGACCGGCGGCACCUGCGACUUCGGCGGCACCGCCACCAUUGUCACCAGAGACCCAAGCUACGAGAAGUGCAAAUUUGACCUUCUGUGAGGAGGGAGGGUACGUAGAUAUGCAGGAGAACAGACUGCAGAUGCGCAAAUUUUUCCCAAGUUCAUUUGGCCUUAUCAUUCCUUUUUGCUUCUACUAGGCUACACCACUGCAGAUUUUGUAACUAGCUCUUCUUCACUAGUAUGGUUUUGAAUUUUGUAAGACCAAUACUGUGCAAAGGUGAAACUAAAGGUGAUUCCAAUCCUUGACAUAUUUGAUAUGCAAGCUCUUACUCAGAC
This is a messenger RNA of Sorghum bicolor (sorghum), 1971 nucleotides long. Its product is annotated as translation initiation factor IF-2. The transcript is spliced from 3 exons. The coding region runs from base 455 to 1735 and encodes 426 amino acids. NCBI's taxonomy places the organism in Eukaryota, Viridiplantae, Streptophyta, Magnoliopsida, Poales, Poaceae. The record is from RefSeq and is a predicted model, not a curated record.